Messenger RNA from Boleophthalmus pectinirostris (great blue-spotted mudskipper), 2037 nucleotides. RefSeq names its product vascular endothelial growth factor Ba (gene vegfba). Gene Ontology annotation, biological process: positive regulation of angiogenesis; positive regulation of mast cell chemotaxis; vascular endothelial growth factor receptor signaling pathway. The transcript has 8 exons. The coding region runs from base 1 to 1017 and encodes 338 amino acids. Lineage: Eukaryota; Metazoa; Chordata; Actinopteri; Gobiiformes; Gobiidae. Gene Ontology annotation, cellular component: membrane. The record is from RefSeq and is a predicted model, not a curated record. Gene Ontology annotation, molecular function: heparin binding; vascular endothelial growth factor receptor binding; growth factor activity.
AUGUGUAUCUUUGUGGGCAAAGGGGGUGGAGCUGGUAAAAUUGCACAAGCAAAGCCAUCAGAUCCUCCCAAACCAAGGGAGGGAGAAGUGCGCCGGUGGCUGGAGGUGUACUCGCGGAGUGGCUGUGAGCCACGGGACACUUUGGUAGAGGUUUGGCGUGAAUUUCCAGAGGAGAUGCACCACCUUUUUGUCCCAUCGUGUGUGUCGCUGCAGCGGUGUGGAGGCUGCUGUGCUGAUGAGGCCUGGGAGUGUGUGCCCUCACACUCACAUACACUGACCAUGGAGCUGAUGAGGACCUCCUUCAUGAACCAUGAGCUUGUUGAACUACCAUUUGUGGAGCACAGCAAGUGUGAGUGCAGAAUGAAACAGCUCCAGACAACACCAACCACAAGAUCCCGCAAGAAAUCGAUAAGAAGACACAAGAAAAAGUGGAGGGAAAAGUCCAAAGAAAAGGCAGCAGAAUCCCCCAGAGCUGAAACCACAUCACCCCGUACCCUGUCAACACCAUUGCCAGCUACUUCUCCUACUCCUGUCCUGACACUGGCUCUUGCAUCUGAUUCACACUGCAGCCCAUGCAGAGGACGAAGGUGGACACUUGACUUGACAUCCUGCGAGUGUUUCUGCAAAAUCAACCCAGAGAGCUGUCGAAAAGGCCACUCGCUCAAUCUCCGCCGCUGCAGGGCCCUGUUUCAUGCCUCUGCACUCUGUUCCAUUGGCGCGAUCUCAGGCAUGCUUCUGCUCCUGCCCUUUUUGGCCCGUGCCCUGAUGACCUCAUCUUCUUCCUCUGAGUCCUCUUCGUCAGACCAAUCCACCUGCUGCUGCAGAUUUCCCCGAGAGCCCCUCAGACCAGAGCCUUUUGAGAAAUGCCCUGUACUGAACUUUGUGCGAAAAGUUACAAACGAUAAGCUUUUGCUUCGCUGCUGCUUCUCAAAAACACAUUCUUGCAAAUCUUCAUUGUCACUGAUUUCGUUGACACACUCACGCAGCACAGACCGAAACAUGCGGGGAACUUCAUGAACCUCUGGCUCCAUCUGUGACACCAGCCUCCGAAACCUAUACAAGCAGCACAAUAGUGAGAUAUAAAGUAUGCAUCUAAUGUGCAAGCCUUAUUAGUAGCCGUGUAAAGCAGACAUGAAAAAUGUAUAUCUUUUGUACAUUUCAGUUUCACCUGACAAUCACUGGGCCACACUGUGCAGGGGGGAUCUUAGCACAGAGGUCCUGCAACUCCAGCAGGUCAUUGGGGGUCAGCUCAUAGGGUUGUGGAGUUUGGGUGGAAGCCAACCAGCUGUAGUCUGCUGCUGAGGAGGAGCUACGGCGCCUGCGCCGCCCCUCUUUGGCCCUCUCCAGACGGAUGCGCUCUGUGCGUUUGACCAUGGCCCCCAGCUCUAACAUCAAGGUGUUGGUCACCAAUUCUUCAGUGCUGCGCUGUCCAGGGACCUUUGGCUCAAUGGAGAAGACCGCAGACCACGGAAACAUCUGGAAACACAUUGCUUUUGGAAUGAUUUCACAUAAUGCAUGUCUUACCAGUAUAAAUAUAUAGCAUAACAGAUAAAUACAAAAUUGUCUUUCUCCAAAAAGAAUAAUUAACAACAUGUUUUACUUACUGUUUAUGUAAACAGACGGCCUUGGUUCAGUCUGAUGAGUUAUUAAAGAGCAUGAAUUCCACAGGCAGCGCACUGCUACCUGCCUGCCGUGCUGCCCUCAGCGGUCCCUGGCAGACAGUAGACUGGACUGAGAAUAAACAUAAUCCUGUAUUAAUAAGAAGCGGCUGACUAGAUGAGCCUACCACAUGACACAAGUUCAUUGUGAUGGGAAGAUCACAGGAUGUUUGUAACACAUUUUCUCAACAAUAGUGGAUAGUAUUAAGGCAUUUUCCAUCUUGCCAUGGGCAUAUGAGAUAUGUGCUGGAGCACAACCAGCAAGCCCACUGCAGCAACAAUAAUCCUUAUAAAUUACAUUGUACAGCUCAGAAAAGCACAACACAGAAUUUUGACAUGUCACUAAUCCUGUUAGCCAAUCCCAUCCCUGAUAGGGACA